AUGUUUGUCACCAACUGCGCUUCCACUGGAAAUGACAGCACAUGUGAUGAAACCCCAAUUGAACUGAAGUACCCGGCAUUUCCUACAGUAAUGGGCAUUGAUCAGAUUCGCGAAAUUUUGCCUCACCGAUUUCCAUUUUUGCUGGUGGAUAGAGUGGUUGAGUACAAUCCCGGGGUGUCGGCUGUGGCUAUCAAGAAUGUGACUAUAAAUGAUAAUUUCUUCCCCGGGCAUUUCCCCGAGAGGCCAAUUAUGCCAGGUGUUCUCAUGGUUGAGGCAAUGGCUCAGGUUGGUGGCGUGGUUAUGCUACAACCAGAAGUGGGAGGCUCGAAGGAAAAUUUCUUCUUUGCUGGAAUUGACAAAGUAAGAUUUAGAAAGCCAGUCGUCGCAGGGGACACCCUAGUUAUGAGAAUGACACUUGUCAAGCUGCAGAAACGCUUUGGGAUAGCUAAGAUGGAAGGAAAAGCAUAUGUUGGCGGGGAAGUGGUCUGCGAGGGUGAAUUUUUGAUGGCUAUGGGCAGUGAAUGA
Fraxinus pennsylvanica is the source of this 525-nucleotide messenger RNA. NCBI's taxonomy places the organism in Eukaryota, Viridiplantae, Streptophyta, Magnoliopsida, Lamiales, Oleaceae. The record is from the annotation of a GenBank genome assembly.